AUGAGGCUGAAGGGCCAAAACAGGAAGGCCAAAUUUAGGGGUAUUUAAAAAGUUGAAUUCAGGAAAUGGCGGAUCAUGUAGUUGACUUUUAUAUAUACUUUGUUAUUUUUAAGCCAAAAGUUUCUCCCAAGUUUUUAAUUAUUUCUAGAAUAAGAAUCACGCCAAAGUGGGUGCCAUUUUAUUUUUGUUUUACAACUACUAUUUGUCCACCUUUCUCUUUAUUGCAUUAAGAAAUAGUAAUAAAUAAAAAGAGUACUUUUGUUAGUUUAUCCUUUUACCCUUUUCAAUAAGCUCGCCUUAUCCAUUAUUACCAAGAUUAACAAUCGAAAAACUUUACAGCAUUUAUGCUUUUUUAAAAAAUAAUUUAAGGGCAAAACAAGAAAAUUGAAUUAAUUUUAUCUUAAUUUUAUAAAUUAAAAAGUUAUUUGGAACGUCACUUUUAAUAAUAUAGACAAGUAAUAAGGAGUACUUUACGUGACAAUACAUAAAAUAUAGAAAUGGGUAACUUGAUUCUCGCAGUCUUAAUUAAUACUGCCACACUCAAACCAUUAUCAAUUUUUAAUGGCGUUAUCCCGUUUUCGCGCCCAUUAUUUGACAGACAAGUUUUUUACUUUCCUCUCACAUGGAGAUAAUAAUCUAAUACCAAUAAUAUUGCCACUUGCCAAAUGAAUUGGAGGAGCAAAUAAUUAAAAGCCUGAAGAAACUGUCACAAUAAAGCACUGAAAAUUUGCUUUUCUGCAGUAAUUGUUUUACCAUAAUAAGUUACUUAGUUUUAGGACUAAUCUAAUUUGUUGAAUUCUUGUAAUGCAGAUUAUGUUUUUAAAGUUCCACUUAAUAAAACUACAGGGAGACAAUUUCAGUCAAUACUUUCGACCUCUUUGUUGCACCAUCUUAGAAAAAACCAACACACACUGAAGUCUCAAAACAAGAGGAGCUGAUUUGAUCAUGUCUUCAAAGGUUAUUAGUCUGUUGAUCUGUUUUUUCAUUCUUCAUCUGUUGGCUGCUGGUAGAGUUUCAGGCUGCGAUAUAGGGAUAUAUGAGUUAAAGAAAGGAGAUUUCUCUGUUAAGAUUACCAAUUAUGGUGCCAGAAUCAUUUCUGUUUUUCUACCUGAUAAGAAUGGAAAAAUAAAUGAUGUUGUUCUUGGAUAUGACACCAUCAAGGAAUACGUGAAUGAAACACGUUAUUUCGGAGCCCUACUUGGAAGGGUUGUUAACCGGAUUGGUGGUGCUCAAUUUACUUUGAAUGGAACUGUUUAUAAGCUUGUCCCGAAUGAAGGCAAUAACACAAUUCAUGGUGGUCCUAAAGGAUUUAGCUUUGUUGUUUGGAAGGUGAGUGAGUAUGUCAAAGAUGGUCCUUGUCCUCACUUAACUCUAACCUACCACAGUGCUGAUGGCGAAGAAGGCUUUCCUGGUGAUGUUCUUGUCUCUGUUACCUUUGCAUUGAAAGAUCCUUACAAACUUAGUGUCGAAUUUAAAGCAAAAGCAUUGAACAAGGCCACUCCGAUUAGCUUGUCUCACCACCCUUACUGGAACCUCGGUGGUCACAACAGUGGCAACGUGUUAUCCCAGGUUGUUCAAAUCUAUGCAUCACACAUUACCCCAGUUGAUGAACAGCUCAUUCCCACAGGCGAAAUCGCCCCUGUCAAGAACACGCCUUACGACUUCCUUAAACCUCUUAAGGUGGGGAGCAGGAUCGAUAAAAUCAAAAUUGGAUAUGACAGAAACUAUGUGCUCGACAGCAAUAAAAAAAUGAAACCAGUGGCAGUAGUUUACGACAAGAAAUCAGGAAGAGUGAUGGAUAUACAUGCAACUGCACCUUGUGUGCAUUUCUACACUGCAAACUGGAUCGUUAAUGUAAAAGGGAAAGGUGGAUAUGUGUAUCAGCCUCGUUCAGCAUUGUCUUUGGAGACUCAAGGCUAUCCUGACGCUGUGAAUCACCCAAAUUUCCCGUCCACAAUUGUGAAUCCAGGAAAGACUUACUCGCACUCGGUGUUGUAUGCUUUCUCCAUCAAGAAAUAAUAGAAGAGUUUGCUUGUAUCCUCAUAAUAAUAUCGUCUACUUGAAUUGAUUUUUGUAUCAAGGUUAUAUGUUUUAUGAGAAAUAAAACUUCAACAUUCAAAGA
Molecule: messenger RNA, 2122 nt
Organism: Capsicum annuum
Lineage: Eukaryota; Viridiplantae; Streptophyta; Magnoliopsida; Solanales; Solanaceae
Product: galactose mutarotase
Exons: 5
Coding region: 946-2019 (357 amino acids)
Biological process (GO): glucose metabolic process; beta-D-galactose catabolic process via UDP-galactose, Leloir pathway
Molecular function (GO): carbohydrate binding; aldose 1-epimerase activity
Source: RefSeq, a predicted model, not a curated record